Messenger RNA from Rhopilema esculentum, 2982 nucleotides. RefSeq lists its product as uncharacterized. The record is from RefSeq and is a predicted model, not a curated record. Lineage: Eukaryota; Metazoa; Cnidaria; Scyphozoa; Rhizostomeae; Rhizostomatidae.
CUGCACAGGAGCGUCUUUUUGCAGCAGCGACAACACCGUAGAAACUGCAGAAAGCAGAAAGCUGUCCUCUGUAGCUGGCUUGCGAUGGAAGGCGACACAAAAAUAUGGAUAAAGCAUUGCAAAGAUAAAGAACAAACGGACUCUUUUGAUUUGAAAGAAAUUGUUAUUAAGAAGGAUAUGACUUCAAAAGCAAUAAAAGCUACUCUUCUUGAAGAAUUUGAUAUUUCACAAGAACAUCAAGUGGUUAAGCUUCGGAAUUCAAGGGAUAACUUGAUUCCAAUCAAUGAUUUGCUCACUGCAAAUUCACCUAAGAAGGCAUAUACACUUGAAGUUUGCAAGAUGUACAAUGCAAUCACACCCAGACCAAGGACUGUUAGUUUGCCUACAUAUCAACAGUUACUCCGAAAAAGGCUACAGAAUAUUGACAGUAGACUUUUAAAGUUAGAACAGACUGUUCCAAGAUUGCCUGAAAUCAGAGUUGGGAUCAUUGAGAAGGAAAUGACUGACCUGACGUUGAAGAUGGAUUUCUUAAAUCAAAAGAUUCAGGCAGCAGAAAGUUACCAAUGGAAAGGCAUGUUCCAAAGGAACCCUCUUUGGUAGAAGUCAUGGCAUUGCAUGUGAGCUUUAAAAGAACGAGAUAAGUUAGACACUCAGGCACGAAAAAUUCCACGCAAGUCUUUUAGAAGAAUUUCUGUGGAGUGGAGUAUUUAUGAACAGUGCUGCGUGAGCCACGAAAGAUUGCUUCAGAUUAUAAAAAACCUUUUAACUAGUAGACAAAACUAUUCAUUGUGUGUAGAUAUUUGUAGAUAGAUACUAUGAUCUAUGUUUAAUAAGAUCAAUUAAUUUAAUUUGUCACCCCCUUUCAAAUCUGAAAGAAGACGUGUUCCUCAGCUUAUUAAGUUUUAGAAAAAAUCCACCAAUGACAUUUUUAUUCCAGACCUUCUCUUCCUUUUCUUUUUCGAGCCUAGUUCAUUAAAAAACUGCAAUGUGUGUACAACAAAGUUUAUCGUAGCGUAAGGGAGCUCAUUUAGAACUUAAAAGAAGCGUGAAAAUUCCGGACAAGAGAGUAAUUCCCAUAUUUUAGUUUUGAGAAGUUCAGUAGGAAUUGGAUUUCUAUGAAUUCACUUUACCAUCCCAUUUAGAGGCAUAAUACACGACAAAACGAUAUCUCUCCAAACAACUUGGAAACGAAACUUGAACAAUAACACUAUAUAGUAAUAGUAACUCUUUGCGGUACCAAAAACUUAUUUAGUAAUACUAUAAGAAGUGUGUAUAAGUUGUAGAUUGAUAUGGUUGGACGAUAAAGCGACAAGCUUGCUCGUGUCAUGUUCAUUUGACAGUCCCUUCUCGCAACUCGGUCCCUUCCCCAAAUAAGUUAUUGCAUUCCUGGCAUUAAAUUGAAAAGGCUCUUUCUUGUCUUUCUUUACACUCUUGCUUUUGUAUCAGAAAGGAGAUAUUAUGAAAUGACACUUGUCUUUCUUUACACCCUUGCUAUUGUCGCUGAAAUGACAUAUUUGAGCUUUUUAUUUUAGUUAUCUUCUUGUGAAUCAAGGCUAGCUCGUGUAAUUAUUAUAGCAACGAUACCAGUCAAAUUGAAGUACUGAACGUCGCUUUUCUUUUCCUAAGGAACUUCUUGUUGAUAAAGACGCCACCCCAGUACAUUGAUCUGUUUUCAAAUGAAUACGUUAUGAAUGUGGUAAAUGUGCACCCUGCCUCAACAAUAUCGCUGUUGGUCACCUCAUUUAAUUUGAAGCCUCACCAAAUUGACUCGAAAAUAGCAAAAUCAAAUGAAACGUAAUCAUCAAAAAAAGUUUUUGCAACAGCGACCAUCAAUGUGAAUGUUCAUUUUAAAAACAGACAUCAAAAUUUGUAAGCAACAACCAAACAACUAACAUGCUGCCUGGUUCGCCAAAUUUCAAGCAUUUGAAAAGUUCACAAUAUAUACUUCCGAGGGUAUUCAUUCGGAAGUAUAUAUAUUCAUUUGAGUUUUCAAAUGUCUUCGUUUGCAUAGCAAAGCAGUGUGAACAUGAAGGCAGAUAGGUUUUGCACUUUUUAAAUUUGAUAACGAAGCAGUGUUAGCAGGAUCCAAAAUGUACCUGGUUCGCGUAUUUUUAUUUCGAAGUAGUCUGGCAAAAUUGUAUUUAAUUUAGCGAGAAGCAAUUAUUUUGAAUUAUCUUUACUGCUGUACUGAAUUCAUGUUAACACCUAAAGAUACAACAGAGUACCGAAGUAAUAACGUUACUCAAAUCUAUUUUUAGAAUUUUUUAAUUUCGACCCCAUAAGCUGAAAGAGCAUCAUGAAAUACCUCUUUUUACUCUUAUUUAUGGUUGUAUCGAUAUGAAGGCGCUUGAAAGCGAUUUCUCAUCUUCAGUAACUUUGCGAAUGUAUUCAGUCAACUUUUCCCAUAAUUUUCUGUUUUCUAAGAGGUCACGUAUUCUUUCUAGAGCAUUAAUGUUUUUCAAAAAUUUGAUGCGGAAUGUUGGAUUUUUCUCCAAUGUCUUUUUGAUGUCGUUUUGUGAAGUUGUAACAAUGGUUGUCCUAGGUCGACCACGAAACAGCUUGUAGUUGUGUUUUCAGAAUAGAAGCACAUCUAAAUAUCCAAAAUCAGUUGAUUUAGUUAGAAAUUGGCUGAGACAUGGCCACAUGAGCACAGGCUCUUGUCCCAUCCAACAUAUUUGGUCUUUAUUAACCAGGCUAGAAUAACAGUAAUUCGUUAGCGAACUUGAAAUCUUUCAUCUAACUGAUUUUGCAUAACUGAGAAGUAUUUCAUGCCGUUCUUUCAGAUUAUGUGGUCAAAUUUAUAAAAAAUUCUUAAAAAAAUAUGUUUGAUGACGUCCCACUUUGGUACUCUAUCCGUUCAUGUUUAAAUGUGUUCAUAGUACAAAAUAUGUAGAUUCAUUAGAAUUAGAUAAAUGUCGCUCUAGUCACUCAUGUUUCUGUCUCUUUGUUACUCUGACUAGCCAAGCCCUGCAAAAUUCAAUC